Dermacentor albipictus is the source of this 2369-nucleotide messenger RNA. RefSeq names its product forkhead box protein C2-like. The record is from RefSeq and is a predicted model, not a curated record. Lineage: Eukaryota; Metazoa; Arthropoda; Arachnida; Ixodida; Ixodidae. Gene Ontology annotation, biological process: regulation of transcription by RNA polymerase II; anatomical structure morphogenesis; cell differentiation. Gene Ontology annotation, molecular function: DNA-binding transcription factor activity, RNA polymerase II-specific; RNA polymerase II cis-regulatory region sequence-specific DNA binding.
GAGGCCGGGUGGUUUUUAAUCAGAAACGGUUCCGCCACGGCGCUGAUCGGACUGCUCGCUCGCGCUCUCGCAGCCAGCGCGCACUCGGCCGCCGGGCUCGUCUCUGUUCGUCCGCGUCGUCUGCUCGCGUCUGGGGCACGCAUCUAUGAAGUCGUCAGCUGACACUCAGGCGCUGAACCAUGCAGGUGCCUGCAGUUCAGAAUUUUUCUAUCCACCUGGGUGCCUGGUUCCAGUGUCCGAUAGUUACCCGCGUUGUCUCUCGUCUCCAGAGCAACGAGCAGGCUCUCUUACCUAUCCCAUCAGCCCCUACUACCGACCAGACGUCGGGGCUCUCUCAGACAUCACGAGCCUGGCCGUCGCCGAAGGGGCGAUGAAGCCUCCGUACUCGUACAUCGCCCUCAUCACGAUGGCCAUCCGCAGCACUCCCGAGCAGAAGAUAACGCUCAACGGUAUCUACAAGUUUAUCAUGGAUAGGUUCCCUUUCUAUCACCACAACAAGCAGGGCUGGCAGAACUCAAUCAGGCAUAACCUGUCCCUCAACGAUUGCUUCGUCAAGUUGCCGCGCGAGAAAGGCAAGCCUGGUAAGGGCCACUACUGGACGUUGGGCGCCAACUGUGAGUCCAUGUUCGAGAACGGCAAUUUUAGGCGCAGAAAGCGCAGGAAGAAGCAGCCCGCAAUGGACAUGGAUCGCCCGGCCACAGUCGCCUUUGCUAAGCAUGAGCGACUCUUCGCAGCAGCCGCUGCGGCGGCGGGGCGACCCUACCACGAGCUCGACCUGUCCACUGCCGUCAGGCUGCCGCUGCCGUCUAGUGCACCGCGAACGCCCGAGCUGCCCGCGCAGCCCGGCCGCAUCUCAUCGCCGACGCCCGCAGAUACGGCGAAAGCUGGCGAACGGUUCAAUAGCUCCUUUACCAUCGAGAGCAUCAUGAGGCGGCCCUCGAAGGCAGCGAUGAAUCGAACGGAAACGGACGCGCCGCAGCUACACGUACCACUGCUCAGCGCAACCGCCUGCGGUGGCGAUACGCUGUGCGGCCACUUGCCCGCAUUCUCUUUGCCGCUGUGUUUCGGCAAAAGCUGGUUGGCGGCGGAGGGCUUCGCUCAAACGCAAGGACAGCCUGGCGGUGCCUUGUGGUCGCCACUGAGUAGGUACGAGACGCUCGUGAGUUACAAACGCUCGCUCGCCUCAGCUGAUGCUCAGGCGGCCUUCGAUGCCUUUCCGCCGCUUUUGAAGGUCCAACUUGGUGAAAAAAGAACUCCUACGCCGUGACAUAUAGCAUGCGUGCGUCUAUAGUAAUCGUUUUCAAUUCUGCCACCUAUUUAUGAUGUCCCCGAAGGUAUGUGUUCAUCCAGAAUAAAUGUCACUGACCUAUAGUCGGAACCCGAACACCAAUGCGUCGAUCUUAGAAUUCGUGGGCUGCAGCUCCAAUAUACUGUGAGGCACCGCAGGCUUUAGAAAUUAUAUUGCAUCGAAACUUCAUAACUAGCUAAAUCGGCAGGGAAAGAACACACAUACAAGCUAUGGUAAAAGAAAAGAGUAUAACUUAAUUGAUAUGAAACAGCGGUAUGGUAUCAUUGUGGUACCGGUGGCAUGGUACCUAUAUGGUACACUAUGACAUAUAUUUAGGCCGAAUAGUCUUUUAGCUAAAUUUAUUUGCGUUGUGCGGUUGUUUUAUCGAAGCGGUGCCUCAUUUUAUGUAAUGUGUCAAAUUAGGUGUCAACCAAUUCAGUCGUUACGUAUGCUCGUUAAGAAGCUAUGGAGCUGGAAUCUCUCUAAUCGUAUAUAUUUUUUUUUCUCAAUACAAACGCGCUUUUUUUUUCUUUUCUUCUUUUGAAAGGGGAGGCAUGGGGAUAAGGGGGCUAUAUUUCUCCCGGACUUCCCACCGUAACUGGUCAGGAAACUGACGUCACCGAUGACAUGCAUUCGAUUCAUAGUCAUCUUAAUGCUUGAUAUGUACCAUAAUUAGUUAUAAAUGUCAUGAGAAGCGUAAUCGUGCGUGCACUUGAGGGUUCUCCUAUUUUGAUUCUCAAGUCAAAUUGCCCUAGACGUUUUUUUUUUCUCUUCUGUUUCACCUGUGGGAGCUUCUUAUUGUGUUAAAGUGGCGGGAAGGAGUGGAGGCGGACUACGUCGGGCACAGCCCACUUUGAAUAGGGCGUGAACUUUAAGACAACGUGUAUGGUCACUUUGACACUCGAAUAGAUACUGGAUGUUUGGUCACUGGAAAAUGCUAUUUUAGCCGCCUAUAAAAUGCACUAAAUCUGUCAUUUAAGGCAUAUGCAAGCGCCAAAUACUGUCCUUUCAGCCAUGUAUAGGCUCAAUGAAUAAGAACUUCCGCUGUGCAUCUGAGAAUAAAUGUUGAUUCCUUAGGAAC